AUGCGCGGGGCCUCCGGAGCGGCUGCGGGACCGUACGGGGCGGACGGCGCUGCGGAGGCUCCCUGCCUUUCACUUGCGAUCGUGCCAGCCUGCAGGAGGGCAGCAAAUGGCCACAGCGCAUCCAUCCCAGGAGCCCGUGAGCUUUGCGGAGGUGGCCGUGUAUUUCAGCAGGGAGGAGUGGGCGCUGCUGGACCCUGCGCAGCGAGCGCUCUACCGGGACGUGAUGCUGGAGACGUAUGAGUGCAUAGCCUCGCUGGCAUCUAAACCCGUGGUGAUCUCCCUGCUUGAAGGAGGGGACGAAUCCUGGAUCCCAGAUGUGUGCAGCCCAGAGGAGAGCUCAGCCCAGGUGAGCUGUGGAGGGAAAGGAGGAGGUUGGGGUUGGCGGACGCCCCUGUGGGAUCAGCUGGGGCAUGUUUUGGGCACAAUAAGCUAGAUCUGGAUUUCCUCUGUCAUCCCGCAGGUGAUGAGAUCACGAAUUUGAAGGAGAAUCUGCAGGAGAGUGUUGUAGCCAAAAGUCUGUGGGAUAGUAUUUUUCUUGGAAAAUCCAGAAGUGAAU
Numida meleagris (helmeted guineafowl) is the source of this 556-nucleotide messenger RNA. RefSeq names its product zinc finger protein 707-like. Lineage: Eukaryota; Metazoa; Chordata; Aves; Galliformes; Numididae. Gene Ontology annotation, biological process: regulation of DNA-templated transcription. The record is from RefSeq and is a predicted model, not a curated record. The coding region runs from base 107 to 433 and encodes 108 amino acids. The transcript is spliced from 4 exons.